Messenger RNA from Heterotrigona itama, 3115 nucleotides. The record is from the annotation of a GenBank genome assembly. NCBI's taxonomy places the organism in Eukaryota, Metazoa, Arthropoda, Insecta, Hymenoptera, Apidae.
AUGUGUGCGGUGUGUGUGCGUGCGUGUGUGUGUGUGUGUUUGUGUGCGUGUGUGUGUAUGAUGUAUAUAUGUAUGUAUGUACGUAUGUAUGUAGGUAUGUAUACGAAAAAGUACGUUAUGCAGUGUUCAUUUUUUUUUUAUAAAAUACAAUGCGUCAGAACAUUGUAAAUUAUUAAUUUUUAUUCUAUGAAAAUACAUUAAAGUUAUUUAAACUUUUAUUAUAUAAAUUAAAUAAAAAAAGGAAAAUAUAUUGAAAAAUAUAAAGUUUAAAUCGAUGAUUUGCACGUGACAAUAAUCACGUGAUCACACAUAACAUACCUAUCUUAUAGGCUAGUUUAAUACAUAUAGAGUAUAUUUUCAUCCCUCAUAUGAUAAAAAUUUAAUUACGAUUAUAUAUUAAAAUAAUUAUAUGUUAAUAUUUAUCGAUAAAUUUUAUCGAUCUCGAAUCCAGAAACUUUUUGACGAUUUUGAGAUCUUAUGAAAAAAAACACCGAGAAAUAAACAUGAUUAAAAAUAUUAUGGUAUACAUUGAUAAUGUAUUUUAUUAUUGUAAUUCCACUAUAUUUUCAGAUAUAUAUAGUUUCUGACUCUUUUCUUUUAAUUUAUACAUGAUAUGUAUAUAUAAAUAAUUUGAAACUAUAUAUAUAUAUAUAUGUUCAAUACACAUCAAUGUAAAUUACCAAAAUAUAUAAAUUAUUUAAUUUUUUUAUAUGUUUAACUCACUUCACUGUAUUUUCAUAUUUAUUUCCGUAAAUAUAGAAAAGUAAUAACUUUAAGCUAAAUAUUUAUAAAAAUCAUUAUGUUUAAAUUAUAGAAAUAGUCUACAAGUUUAUAAUACUUAUUGCGUUUAAAAUUGCUUUAAAAACGAUUUGUUACCUUAAUGCUGUACUUGGAAUUUGAAAUAAGUUUAUAUCACAUACACAUUACGUAAAAUAGAACUAAAAUAUUAUAAUUUGUCGUUUAACCUUUCAAGAUUUAGUUUGUUCCUUGGCUAUAUAGCACGAUUGUGAUUGAAGAAAAGCGCAUGCGCGAAGCUGAAAAUUGUGUUUAGUAUUAAACUUUCUUCAAGUUCUUAUGUAUAUUAAGUACGUACUGUAAUGUAAGCAUAAUAAAUUAAUUUAAAUUAAGUCUCCUAUAAUUGCAUGUAUUUGAUAAAUGUUAUGAUAUAAUUUAAUUUAUUUCUGAGUUACUUUAAAAAAUCGAUAUUUUUUACUUUGGCAAAUUGUAAGGUUAUAUUAAGAGUUUUCUUUUAUAUACAUAUUUAGAAAUGAAUAUCUCAUUAUCUCAUGAAUAUCUCUUUAAAAUUAAUGUUGUAUUAUGAUUAUUUAAUAUAAUAAAUUUUCCUAUACUUUAUACUUUUUAAAAUUAAUUAUGUAUGUAAUUGUAAUGUAUGUAAAUGUAAUACAUAGAAUUUUCUUAUAUGUUUGUAAAUAACCUUACAAUAUUUAUCAAAUAUAUAUUAGUAUUAUUAUAUAUAUUAUUAGUAAAGAAAUCUUAAUUAUUUUAGUGUUUAUAAGAAAAAAAAAAUACUGAGUAUUUGUAGAAUAUGUUUACAGAAAUGGCUGGUAAGAGGCCUGCAUCUACAGACCUAAAUCAUGAUAAUUGGGACGAUGAAGAAAGACCUGAAGAAGCAGGAACGUUUAAAAAAGCUACUGAUGAUGUAAUGGAAAAACGUAUUGUUAAAAAAGCUAAGAGACGUUUACAAAAUUUAGAAGAUACUACCAGAAGUGCAUUUGGUACAUUUAGAGGUUUUAAAACAAGUUCAACUCAUGCUUCACCCUUUAGUUUUUUAGCUAGUGGUAAUACUAGCACUAGUACUAAUGAAAUUUCUUCUAAAACAACUGCAAAUGUAAACAAGUCUUCUACAAAUAAUGAAACAAUAAAAACCAAUGAAAAUGGAACUAAUAAAAAGGAAAAUACAGAAAUACAACAAACUUCAUCAACUAUAUCUACUAGUAAAAAUAGCAGUUCUGAUCAAGAAGAACAAAAUACAUUUAAAAAAUCUGAUUACUUUGCUAAAUUAAAAGGAUUAAAUGAAAGUGUAGCACAGUGGAUUAAAACUCAUGUUGAUGCAAACCCAUUUUGUAUUUUGACGCCAAUUUUUAAAGAUUAUGAAAAGUAUCUUAAAGAAAUUGAAACCAAACAUGGAAGUGAGAUUGAGAAACCAAUACAAACACAAUCUAGCGAUAAUAAAGAAACUACUAAUACAGACAAAAAGAAUGAAAGCUCUCCAUUUGGAGGAACUAGUGGAAAGUCGCCUUUUACUUCUACAGAAUGGAAACCUGAAAAAUCAAUUUUUGGUAAUAUUAGUGCAGGUUCUAAAUCUAUAUUUGGAAAAUCAGAAAAUAGUGUAGAUACUGGUAAAUCCAUUUUUAGUAGCACAGAUCAAAGUUCAGAUUCACAUAAAUCUGUUUUUGGUAAUAUUGAUCAGAAAUCUAGUAGUAAAAAUAUAUUUGGAAGUACAAAUCCUGAAAAAAAUCCAUUUUUGAGUAAACCAUCUAUCACACCUGAUAAAUUAGAUGAGCAAGAAACUAAAUCAGAUGUGAAAUCUACUAUUACUACCACUAAUACUACUACUAGUAGUUCUUUUGUUACAUCAAAUACAACUACCUUCUGUUUUGGUCAAAGUUCUGCCACCAAUAAUACAUCAACUGGUUUUAGUUUUGGAAGUACUAAGCCAUUUACAUUUGGAGCUCAAGUAGUUCAACCACAAGAACCUGAGGAUGAAGGAAAAGAUGAUGAAGAUGAUGAACCACCAAAAGUAGAUUUCAAACCAGUAACAGAAGAGGGCGCUAUAUAUGAACAAAGGUGUAAAGUUUUUAUUAAAAAGGAUGGUAAUUUUACUGCUCGAGGUGUAGGAACAUUAUUCCUAAAACCAACUCCAAAUGAAAAAACACAAUUAUUAGUGCGAGCAGAAACUUCUUUGGGGAAUUUAUUGCUCAAUACUUUAUUAACCGAAAGUAUUCCAACGAAACGUAUGAACAAAAAUACAAUAAUGUUAGUUUGUUUACCGAUGCCUGAAUCUACACCACCUCCAGUACCAAUUUUAUUGAGAGUAAAAACAGAUGAAGAUGCUGAUGCAUUAUUGGAAGCACUCAAUAAACAUAAAAAAUAA